Pistacia vera is the source of this 657-nucleotide messenger RNA. Its product is annotated as disease resistance protein RPP2B-like. The transcript is spliced from 2 exons. Gene Ontology annotation, molecular function: protein binding. Bases 2 to 601 code for a protein of 199 amino acids. Lineage: Eukaryota; Viridiplantae; Streptophyta; Magnoliopsida; Sapindales; Anacardiaceae. The record is from RefSeq and is a predicted model, not a curated record.
AAUGCUUGAGAGUGUUCCAAGCAAUAUCUGCGAGUUAAAAUCUCUUGAACAUCUCAAUCUCUCAGGGUGUUCAAAACUUCAUGGAUUGCCUGAUAAUUUGGGAAAUUUAGAAGCUUUGAGGGUGCUUAAAGCAGAGGGGGUCCCUACCCGAGAAGUACCAACAUCCAUUUUAAAUUUGCGCUGUGUAGAAGAACUAGAUCUGACAAGCUGUGGUAUUGAGGAGUUACCGAAAAAUCUUGGUCAGUUAUCCUCACUAAAAAGUUUACUUCUUGGCAGAAACUUCUUUAAGAGCAUUCCGACAAGCAUUGUAAAACUGCCCAAGUUAUCUUAUCUUGACCUAAGCUAUUGCGAGAGGCUUCAAAUCCUACCAGAGCUACCAAGUAAAUUAGAAAAUAUAGACGCAAGCAAUUGCACAGCAUUGGAAGCAUCAUCAAAUUUUUUAACUUUCUUCUUCAGAGAUAUUACUCAAAGCAUAAAAAUCAACUUUAGCAAUUGUUUCAAACUGGAUCAAAUCGCCUUCAGUAAAACUAUUAAUGAUUUUGGAUCGUUACUAAAUAUUUCUGGUUUUGCAAUGAGACUUUUUUUUUCCAGAAAAGGCUAGUGCUUGUAUCUGUUUCCCUGGAUGGGAAAUCCCAGAGUGGUUCAUCUUUCAAAGAA